Molecule: messenger RNA, 1818 nt
Organism: Trematomus bernacchii (emerald rockcod)
Lineage: Eukaryota; Metazoa; Chordata; Actinopteri; Perciformes; Nototheniidae
Gene: lactb
Product: lactamase, beta
Exons: 6
Coding region: 54-1679 (541 amino acids)
Source: RefSeq, a predicted model, not a curated record
AUCAAAACAACAACGGACAGUUAAAUUGCCACCAGAAGGCAGAAGAAGCAGCGAUGUCACGACUCUUUUUACCAAAUCGUUUUUGUGCCAAAUGUUCCCUAAUAACAGCGCGUGGGUAUAAUGCAUUUCCACCGCGAGCCGUAGCGCGUUACAAGCAGCAUCAGUCAGAUAAACUGAGUGCUUUUAUUCAACAGAGACGAUAUGGCGGAGAGGCAAAUCCAGCGUUUUUUAAAUACAGGUCAAAGUCCCGGAUUUGGGUAUGUGGGGUCGGUGUGGGGAUUGCUAUAGCUGUCUGGUUGAAAUACAACGCAGUCACAUCCAGCAGUUCCUGUGAUGAUACAGUGAAGGAGGCUCAGCGGACUGAUCGAUACAGCGCUGCCAUAAAAGUUAGCAGGGACCUGGUGGAGCGGAUCAAGGAUGAGGUCGGGGCUCCAGGCCUGGUGGUGGGGGUCUCUGUGGAUGGUGCUCAUGUCUGGAGUGAAGGGAUCGGUUAUUCUGAUUUGGAGAAUCGUGUGCCAUGCGGCCCAGGAACAGUGAUGCGAAUCGCCAGCAUCAGUAAACCCCUCACCUCUGCAGCUGCUGCACGGCUCUGUGAGGAGGGGAAACUGGAGCUUGAUGUCCCUGUCCAGAAAUAUGUCCCAGAAUUCCCCCAGAAACAAUUUGACGGAGAGGAUGUCACAAUAACCCCUCGAAUGAUUCUGUCUCACCUGAGUGGUAUCCGGCAUUAUGAGAAGGAUGCUAAGAAAGUGAGGGAGGACAGGGAGAAAGCGAAGCGUCUGUUGAAGGCAGAAAAGAAAGAGGACGAGAAGAGCACAUCAGAAAACAAUGAUAAACCUGCAACUGAACAAGAAAACAAAGGCAAAGAAGCCACUAAGGCUCAGAAGAAAAAAGAGUUUGAACACGAGGAAUACUACUUAAAGGACAACUUUGAAGACGUCACUCACGCCUUGGACCUCUUCAAGGAUGACCCACUCAUUUUCAAACCUGGCACCACUUUCCUGUACUCCACCCAUGCCUUCACCCUGCUUAGUGCUGCUAUGGAGCGCGCUGAUGGAAAGCACUUCCUUGACGUUAUGAUGAACAUGUUCCGUGAGCUGGGAAUGCUCAACACUGUUCCCGAUGAGAAUGACCCUAUUAUUUACCACCGCUCCAGAUAUUAUCAUCUCAACAAGAGAGGACGUAUUGUGAACUGCCCAUACGUAGACAACUCCUACAAGUGGGCAGGAGGUGGUUUCCUGUCCACCGUGGGGGACCUGCUGCUGUUCGGUAACGCUCUGCUCUUCAGCUACCAGGCGGCCCACCUGAAAGACACUGAGGGCUUGCUCCCUGGCUUCCUCACACCUAAUACUGCUAUAGAUCUGUGGGCACCAGCUGACAGGACAGAGGCCAGCUGGGACAAAGAUGGAUUGUAUGCUCAAGGCUGGCUGGUAGUGGAGAAACUACAGAAGUACAGCCAGUGCAGGAAGCGCAGACAUUACGUUUCACACACAGGAGGCGCUGUGGGGGCUAGCAGUGUCCUCCUGGUGCUACCCAGUGAGGAGAAAGAUGAGCACCAAGGACAGACCACUCCUCUCCCAAAGGGGGUGGUGGUCACCAUCAUCGCUAACAUGCAGUCUGUGGGACUCAACGGCACAGCACUGAAAAUUGCGCAUGAGUUUGACAAAGCCAAAAGACUCUAAGAGUAAGUUGUUUACAGACAUGCAAUAAUUUAUAUUUCACCAAAAAGUAUUCAAAACCAUACAUGACAUUUUAAUAACUCUAUAAAAAACAGUUCACAGGAUGUUAUAGAAAUUAAAUAAAUAUUAAGCUUGUAUUUUC